Messenger RNA from Staurois parvus, 712 nucleotides. Lineage: Eukaryota; Metazoa; Chordata; Amphibia; Anura; Ranidae. The record is from the annotation of a GenBank genome assembly.
GCGGGCGCCGGACCCCCAGGCGGAGCGACAGGUCUCGGACCCUCAGGCGGAGUGGCGGGCGCCGGACCCCCAGGCGGAACGACAGGUCUCAGGCCCCCAGGCGGGGCGGCGGGCACCGAGUCACCAGGCAGGCACAACCGUGGGCUCCGAGUCAACUGGGAUGACCGCUGGCACUGGCGGGGCAUCGGGUCACCAGGCAUCAGGUCAUUUGGCUCGACAGCGGGCACCGCGUCAUCUGGCAAGGCAGUGGGCUCCGAGUCAACUGGUAUGACCGCGGGCACUGGAGCGGGCACUGGGUCACCAGGCAUCAGGUCAUUUGGCUCGACAGCGGGCACCGCGUCAUCUGGCAAGGCAGUGGGCUCCGAGUCAACAGGCACGACAGUGAGCACCGGGUCAUCAGGUACCGGAUUGUCUGGCUCGACAGCGGGCAUCGGGUCACCAGGCAUCAGGUCAUUUGGCUCGACAGCGGGCACCGGAUCAGGUACCGGAUCAUCUGGAUCAACAGCGGGCAUCGAGUCAACUGGCCUAAUAGGAUCGUCAGGCUGGAUCAGUUCAUCAUGCUGGGUAGAGGCAUCAGGCUGAAUGCCGGCGUCCGGCUGAGUAGAGGCAUCAGGCCGAGUAGAGGCUUCAGGCCGAGUAGAGGCAUCACGAGUAGAGGCAUCAGGCCGAAGGCAUCAGGCCGAGUAGAGGCAUCAGGCUGCAGUACAGGCAU